CGCAGGGAUCCGAAGAGGGAGGCAGGAGAACGAAGAAGAAACAAAAAUGGCCCUGGACAAUUUAAUUUUCGCCCAGUGCAUCCUUUACUUUCUAGCCUUCGUGUUCGGCUUCAUCGCCGUGGUGCCGCUGUCGGAGAACACGGAGGACUUCGGCGGGAAAUGCCUGCUCUUCACGCGCGGCAUGUGGCAAAACGAGAACAUCACCGUGUCGAAGCAGCGCUUCAUCGUGGAGGAGUGGGGACCCGAGUCCUCCUGCAGCUUCAUCACUUUCGUCGGGAUAGCGUCCCUCAUCCUGUCCGCAGUGCAGGCGUGGAGGCUGCUCUUCUUCCUGUGCAAAGGACACGACGACUCCAUCUUCAACGCUUUCCUCAACCUGCUGAUCAGCUCUCUGGUGGUGUUCACCGUCUUCCUGUCCAGCACCAUCGUCAGCGUGGGUUUCAACCUGUGGUGCGACGCCGUCACCGAGAGCGGCACCAUGCCCAGCAGCUGCGAGGAGCUGCAGGACACUGAUCUAGAGCUCGGCCUGGACAACUCUGCUUUUUAUGACCAGUUUGCUAUCGCUCAGUUUGGCCUGUGGGCUGCCUGGCUCACCUGGCUCGGCAUCUCGGUGAUCGCCUUCCUGAAAGUCUACCACAACUACAGACAAGAGGACCUGCUGGACAGCCUGAUCCACGAGAGGGACUUGCUGCUCGGCCGCUCCUCACGCAGCCGCUCCGACCUCAAGACCGGCCUGCUCUAGACAAACCAAGAGAACGCAGAGACACAUACCGUCAUUCACACAGAGCGUGCAGUCCUCUGCCUGUCAUCCAAACACCAGUGUGUUUAGACAAUCAGAAUCAAUUGGCUUCUGCUCCCAUUGAAGUGUUAUUAUAGGAAUUUAAUGGAAACCAUGCUUCUUCUCAAUUCUCAUGUCUAUUUAGCAACAGAGUAUUAACGACUUGGACAGAAUGGCUGGUGGAUCAUGUCGUAUCUUUGUGAAACCCCUGCAUGGACAUACUGCAUGACACUAUAAUAUAAUAGGUUGGUUUUUAGAUGUAACGGGGAGUCCUUUUCCUUUUAUACGCCAAUAAAUGUGCUCCUCAAAGCUUCCCUCUGGCA
Messenger RNA from Solea solea (common sole), 1098 nucleotides. Its product is annotated as transmembrane protein 179-like. The coding region runs from base 47 to 739 and encodes 230 amino acids. The record is from RefSeq and is a predicted model, not a curated record. The transcript is spliced from 4 exons. NCBI's taxonomy places the organism in Eukaryota, Metazoa, Chordata, Actinopteri, Pleuronectiformes, Soleidae.